Messenger RNA from Pundamilia nyererei, 2982 nucleotides. RefSeq names its product p21 protein (Cdc42/Rac)-activated kinase 5 (gene pak5). The transcript has 12 exons. Gene Ontology annotation, molecular function: protein serine/threonine kinase activity; ATP binding. Bases 445 to 2793 code for a protein of 782 amino acids. Gene Ontology annotation, biological process: apoptotic process; cytoskeleton organization; protein phosphorylation. NCBI's taxonomy places the organism in Eukaryota, Metazoa, Chordata, Actinopteri, Cichliformes, Cichlidae. The record is from RefSeq and is a predicted model, not a curated record.
AGGAGGAGGACAGUGAAGGUCAGGGGCAGCUCAGUUUGGGACGUGGCCGGUCAAACCCAGUUAGACAAACAAUAAACGUAAAAUGGGAUGGAUCCAGGCUUAAGCUGUCUGGCCGUGCCUCGGCCCGGUCUGCUGGCGUAGGCACUUUUCGUGUCCUGUGCAUCUCACAUUGGGAGUUAUCAGAGCAUACAGGCAGGGUAGCAUUACUAGUAACAGUUCGCCAGAGAACGCAGAGGGUCCCGAAUGUGACCUGAUUUGUCAAUUUGAUGACUUCUCAGAAGCAUCGCUCCACCGGGGGGGAAUCAUCAGCUUACAUCUGGAGAGGUGGACUCGCUGUUUAGUGGUUUUUGUGCAAAGAAAAUUGAGGCGCAUAAUGGAUUUGUCAGGAGUGUAAUUUGACAUCAAAGCGAAACAUCUGAGGAGCACUUAAUUGUCUGCCUCAUUAUGGCCUACCCAGAGAGCUUUGAUUGGCUGAAAGAGACCGUCAGUUUGUUGCCAGGUUUGCCAGGGUUUUCCAGCAUGUUUGGGAAGAAGAAGAAACGGCUGGAGAUCUCAGCUCCGUCUAACUUCGAGCACCGGGUCCACACGGGCUUCGACCCACGGGAGCAGAAGUUCACCGGCCUGCCACAGCAAUGGCAGAGCCUCCUGGCAGACACUGCCAAUCGGCCCAAGCCCAUGGUGGACCCCUCCUACAUUACCCCCAUACAGCUGGCACCAAUGAAGAUAUCUCCCAAGAAAGUCCGGUCAUCCGAAACGCCGUUGCCCAAAACCAUUGUUCGAGGGAACCGGCCACCCAAAGAUGCAUCCAUUAACGGCCUGCUGGAGGAGUUCGACAACAUUUCGGUAACACGUUCCAACUCCCUGCGUAAAGAGAGCCCGCCAGGCCCCCAUCAGGCUGGAGGCAUCUCCAAACCCUCGGGCAGUGGCCACCUCACUGCUCCAGAGGAGAACGGAUUCAACCACUACUACUCCCGCUACUCGUGUGACCUGGACACGUCCAGCAGGGACUUUUCUCUGGACCCCGGCAAGCCAAGCUUCUCCAUAGAUGGGGAUUGGGCACUUGGCAGGCACUAUCGAUUCACCAAGCAGAAUGGCCACUCACACCCCAUACGCAGCCCCUUUUACCCUGAUGCCAUGCCUCAGAAAUCAGACUAUGGCAAACUUCCACCUGACUAUCACACCUAUCUGGAGAGCAAAGGGCGGUCGGCGGAUGAGGUGGCCUCUACGGUGGGUAGCGGAGUAGGUUCCAGCGGCUACUACCGGGCAUCGGUGGGGGGUUCAUCCAGCCAGGACUACCGGGACACAUCAGUUGGCACACCGUCUCGUGCAUCACUACACAGCGAGCAGAUUAACUACCCCGACAGUGAGUGGAGUUACGGCGGCAUGAGGGACGAAUAUGAGAAGCGACCCAAGAGUUCCUACGUGACCCAGACCAGCCCCACGCCUGCCAUCAGGCAGCGAUCUCGGUCAGGCUCUGGGCUGCAGGAGCCAAAUGUCCCCUAUGCCGCCAGUGGGACUUUCAGGAGCCCGCCACAGGCCCACCCGUACAGCUCCUACACCUACCCUCGCCUUUCGGAGAGUCUCGCCAACUCACAGACUUUAACCAAGGGCGACUAUGAGCGUCCGUCACGCGAUGACAGUCCCCAGGUCGCAGGUGGUGACACGUACCCCCGAGGGCCUCUUAAGCUACCUCAGAGCCACACGAAGCCGCCUGGCUACCCCUCGGUGCACCUGCCGUACCCCCCGAUCUUUCACCAUUACAAACCCUCUCCUUACCAUCAUCCUCCCUCCCAGCCCAGUCCACCAUAUACCCCGCAGGGGGCCUACUCACAGCCUUCGUCACCUUACGUCCCCCCAGGGGCUUAUCCGCCUCCUUCCUGGGGGUCGAGCUCUGACACGCAGCCCUCCAGAGUUUCUCAUGAGCAGUUCAGAGCAGCACUUCAGCUGGUGGUCAACCCUGGCGACCCUCGGGAAUACCUGGACAGCUUUAUUAAGAUUGGCGAGGGAUCCACAGGUAUUGUUUGCAUCGCCACCGAGAAGCACAGCGGAAAGCAGGUGGCAGUGAAGAAGAUGGACCUCAGAAAACAGCAGAGAAGAGAGCUGCUUUUUAACGAGGUGGUGAUCAUGAGGGACUACCAUCAUGAAAAUGUUGUGGACAUGUACAACAGUUACCUGGUGGGAGACGAGCUUUGGGUCGUCAUGGAGUUCCUGGAGGGAGGGGCACUCACUGACAUUGUGACUCACACCAGGAUGAACGAGGAGCAGAUUGCUACGGUGUGUCUGUCGGUGUUGAAGGCUCUGUCCUACCUGCACACACAGGGCGUCAUCCACCGUGACAUUAAGAGCGACUCCAUUCUCCUGACUAGCGAUGGCAGAAUCAAGCUAUCAGAUUUUGGCUUUUGUGCCCAAGUUUCCAAAGAGGUACCCAAGAGGAAGUCCCUCGUGGGCACACCCUACUGGAUGGCACCAGAGGUUAUCUCAAGAUUACCUUACGGGACUGAGGUGGACAUCUGGUCUUUAGGCAUUAUGGUGAUUGAGAUGGUGGAUGGAGAGCCCCCUUACUUCAAUGAGCCCCCUCUGCAGGCCAUGAGAAGGAUACGAGACAACCUGCCCCCACGGCUAAAGGAGUCCCAUAAGGUGUCAACCGUGUUACGCUCCUUCCUGGACCUGAUGCUGGUGAGGGAACCGUCCCAGAGAGCCACAGCGCAGGAGCUCCUCCAGCACCCCUUCCUAAAGCUCUCGGGACCCCCUUCCUGUAUCGUUCCCCUCAUGAGACACUACCGCCAUCGCUGACCUGCUGACUCAAACCCCAGCCCUCUCCUCCACUAAAAACAUUCACAUAAACACACUACCAGGGUGGCACUGCCCUCACCCAGCCAAAACACCCCACUGCUUGGUGGUGUGCCACCAACUUUCACACCUGUAACCGUGAAGUAGAUUAGCUAGAGGAAUAUCUAAGACAUACAUUAAUAAAAAAAAAUU